CAAAGUCCGCGGACAGGAUCCCUUUUUUAAAGACUUCUAGAAAACGUUAUAGCAACUCCAUUUCAGCCAAAUACGAGGGAUCAUUGCGACUUGAGCAUCUGCGAACGGUGUCCAUUGCGAGUAUGUACGUCUGACCGUCAGCAUGACAGUUAGUGGCGCUCAUCAGGUUUUGCUCGUUCUCUUCUUGCUUUCAUUCUUUGCCACCGGAGGUCUGGGGCUCCUGUCGGAUUACAAAUUGUGUGGGGAUCCUGAGUGUGAAAGUUUGUUAAGCCGGGUGCAGGCCAUUCGAGACUAUAAGGGACCAGAUUGCCGCUUUCUACAUUUGAAGACGGGAGAUGUUAUUUUUGUGUAUCAUAAGCUCUCUGGGAAAAGGUCAGACCUGUGGGCUGGCAGUAUGGGCAAGCUGUUUGGUUACUUCGCAAAGGAUGCUGUACGAACAGAAGAACUAUAUGCACCCAAAGAAAUUCAGAUUCCAACAAAGGAUGAGGACUUUUUGUGUGUUGAUGGAAGCAUGCCUUCAAUGGAAAAUGAGGAUGAAUGGGAGGCAGAAGACAUACAGAACUCAGAAUCUCAAACAUCCGCGUUAGUUUUGGAUAUUGCUGCUGAAGGUCAUGUCAGUAGUUCAAGUCACGAUGAAGACUUUAGCUCAAAGGAAAGAAGUUCUGUACUUGUUCAGCAUAAUGAGGAUAAUAAAGAAAUGGAAGUCUCUGAACAAAGUGGAUCUUCCUGGCUUGGAUCUGGAUUUACUAACUGGCUUGGAUUUGGAGAACAAAAGGGUCAAGAGGCAAAGCCUGAAAUAACACAAGAAGACUCAUUUAAAGGCAGGAAAAUUGCAUUGGAUUUAAGUGAUAACAUACGUGAAGAUGACAUUGUGGAAAUAAUGGAAACUAAAAAGCCUGAUCCGAUUGAUAAUGGAUUAUCUAGUGUUUUAAAUUUUGACAAAAGGGAGACGGUGCAGUUGGAAGACACCAAAAAUGUCAUGCCCCAGAAAAAUGAUAAAAUGGGCAAAAUAAAUACCGUAAAAGAAGGAGAGGAGAGUACGUUUAAAAAAGAUAAUCAGCAACUACAUAUGGGACAAGAGUCUAGUUCUUCUAGUUGGAUUCCAUUCAGCAUAAGUAAGGUUUUAAGCUUAAGUAGGGAAACAGAUGAUAGACAGACCCAUGAAAAGAAUGAGAAUAUUAAACGUGAUCAUGGAGAAGAUGUGGAGAAAGUAUUGGAUGAAAAAAAACAAGAGAAAAAGAUCAGCGAGGACAGCAUUGUUCAGGAUCAUAAUGACACCAUUAAGGGCCACGACCAUGUACAUGCUGAAAAGGAGGAGCCAUUACCUUAUAUGCAGAAUGGAGAGCAACUCUCUCCAAACUUUGUGUCAGAGAAUAAGAAAAAUGAACCAGCAUCAAUUCAGGAAGACCAAAUGAAGGAUGAACAAAAUAAAGAAGAGGAAAAAUCAGAUGAAAACAUCCCAGGCUGCAUCAGGGAAGCUUGCCAGGAGACAAGAAAAAACAUAAAAGCAGAUAAGUAUGAGCAAGCCAGAGAGCAAAGCCAAUCAGCGGCAGAAGUGCUGAGCUGGAAAGGGCACCCCGAGACUAAAAGCACCGUCACUCCCAUCGUACCACAUACACGAGACAUGUACACUUCUCUAAACACCAUAAAAGAAGGUGGAAUGGCCAUUCUUAAGUCACUGCAAGCAUCUCGUCUUUAUCAGCCAUUCCGAUUAUGUCUUGAAUCAUUUGGAAAACAGGCUGUAUCGGCUCUUCCUGAGGACAUGAGGCCUGGUCCAGACCUGUAUGGAUUCCCUUGGGAAGCAGUGAUAAUAACAGCAUUUAUUGGAAUAGUAACUGCUCUUCUUUUUCUCUUUAGAUUUUGUCAAUCAAUCAAAAGCAGAUUAUAUGCUGGGAGAGAGAAGCAGCUUGGUGCCAAAAUAUCAGAAUUACUUGAAGAAAAAUGUAGCAUUCUUGAAACACUUAGUGAAUGCACACAGCAGUACAAGAAACUUGAAGAUGUAUUGAGCAAUGGUGGCCUUAUAGAUCAAGUAAAUGAGAAGGAAAACAUGCAGGCUAUGUGUUUGAAACUUGAACAGUCAAACACAGAUAUGACAGAUGAAAUCAAGCGAAUAAAUGUAGAUUUGAAUAUUCAGAAAUCUACAAGGACACAACAGAAUCAGCUGCUUGAAGAAAUGCUUACAUCUUUGAAAAGUUUGGAAAAAGAAGCAGAAAGCAUAAAAUCUGAAAUAGAGCAGACACACACUACUUUGAAAGUGUAUGAGAUAAGUAGUGUUAAGCUUCAUACAAAUCUUCAAGCAGCAAAAGAAGAGAAUUUGCAUCUUAAAGAGAGUGAAGCACAGCUCUUCCAGGAAGUUGAAGGAUGGGGUGAACGUCUUGGCGAACUGACCGAGCAAAUUAAAAUAUGUGAGAUGUCACAAAAAGAGAUGCAGGAGGAUUGUUCGAACAAGGAAUGUCAAAUAAAGAGUCUUACGGAUUGCUUACUGAAAAUGAAGGACUGGCAUUCUGAAAUAGAGGAAGAAAUAGACGGAGACAAGAACACAGAAAUGGAAAAUGAAGCACAUUCAGCAGAUGAUCAAAAACAGAAAAUAGAAAAACUGAUUCAUGCUGCUAAGAUGAAUGCAGAUUUGAAAUCUGUUGAUGAAGACAAGAAUCAAUUGUUGGCCAGACUUAACGAUGAAAUGAAAGCUAAAGAUGAUCUCCAAGAGCGCAUUGAUGAGCUUCAAAACAAUAAAGACUUUCUUCUUGCUAGAAGUUCUGAGUAUACCACAGAAAUAGAAAAACUGCAGCAGAAACUUCAGAUAAUGACAGAGAUGUACCAAGAAAAUGAACUAAAACUGCACAGAAAGCUGACUAUUGAGGAAAAAGAGAGGAUGCAAAAAGAAGAGAAGCUAACUAAAGCAGAUGAGAAAAUCAGCCUUGCAGCUGAGGAGCUGAACAGCUAUAGACUGAGAGCAAAAGAAUUGGAUGAAGAACUUGACAGAACUAACCAGUCAUAUAAAAAUCAGAUCGCUUCCCAUGAAAAGAAAGCGCAUGAUAAUUGGCUGGCUGCACGAGCAGCUGAAAGAGACCUUACUGAAAUUAAGAGAGAGAAAGCACAUCUUAGGCAAAAGCUGACAGACGCUCAGUUUAAAUUGGAAAUGAUACAGAAGGAUCCGUAUGCCUUGGAUGUUCCAGGAAUGCAUCCAUUUAGAGGUGAGAGAUCUCCAUUUGGACCUUCACCUCUGGGAAGACCUGCCUCUGAAACAAGAGCUUUUCUGUCCCCUCCAACUCUGGUGGAUGGACCACCAAGAAUUUCUCCCCAAUUUCCAGCUGGACCAGGGGGUAGAGCAUCGAGAGAGCCACAAAUUCUUGCAGAUCAUCCCAUGCUUAGUGAAGGCGUGGACCCAAACUCUGAAAGGAUUUUGGAUAACCGCAGCACACAUUCUGACAGUGGAUCAUUAUCUCCUACAUGGGACAGGGAUCGGAGGGUCCAUGUGCCUCCUCCACCAGGGUACCCAUACAUCGAUCCAAUGCUCCCUUUCAGAAGACCCCCUUCUGGACGAUUGUCAGGACCUGCUGAAAUCAGAGGCUUCAUUCCACCUUCAGCAGAUAAGAUUGAUGAGCCUGACGUGAACAUUUCAGAAGACUCGGGGAACAACAUGAUAACAGAAAUAACAGAUCCUCCUGCACCCAUCCCUGGAGGACCUUUACAUCCACCAGAAGCCGACUUAAGAAUUGGCCCUGGAUUUGGACCUCCUGUAAUAAGACCCCCGCUGGAUCCCAGAGGACAAUUUAUACAUGGUGGCCGAUACGGGCCUCCAGAGUUUUUACCAGUAAGGGGCCCAGUUCCCAUUCUGCCAAGGGGGCGUCCCCCUCUUCUACCUGGAAUGUUUCCAAGAUUUCCAUUUCUCCCACCUGGCCAUGGAUACCCUCCAUUGCGGCCUCCUAUGGAUGGUGGCAGCGGACUGCCAUACAGGCCAUCUCCUCCAGCUGAUGAACAGACUGAAAACUAGCUGCUGUAUAGGAAAAACAAAAAUGUGAUCGAAGUGCUUGAUGGUAGAUCAUCUGGAAGACCAUUGCAUUUCAGGAUGUGAACAUGCAGGCCCAAUGUUGAGGCCAAUACCGCCAUGUGUCGCAGCACUGUGAGCCUGCACUGCUGCGGAGUGUGUCUCGGUGGCAUUUAUUGAGCAUAUCCGUGUGGCAGGAGAAGCAGCUGGCACUUGACUUUGUGUAGUUAUACGGUACAAGAUGGUGGUGCUCACUUUCAAGUUGAAUAAAUGUUAGCUGCAAUUAGAUUUUAACACCUUCAUGAAAUCUUUUUUACAAAACAAGUCGUCUUCUUCUUGUAAAACGCUUUCAGUACUCAGGAUUUUAGUAACAAAUGUAUAUAAGUGAAUAUUGUGAAUAACGUCGGUGACCAAUGUACAGAGAGAGUCUUCGUUUUACAAGUAGCUUCCUGUUAUGAACGCUUUGGUUUACUAGAGUACAGCAGAAAUGGCGAUGUUGGCAUGUUUCUAACCUGGACGUCUUAACCAACUGUCCACAUUGUGAUUAAGUGUAUAUUUAUUUAUAAAUCUUGAACCUGAGCCAUGAGCUAACUGCUUUGUCGCUGCACAGGAGAGGAGCUGGGGUUGCAUUAAAAAUGAGAGAAGACCGCGGAGCUGCUCUGUCACUUUGUUUUGGGCAUUUCUGAGACUGAAGCUGGUUUUCAAAAAGCUGAUCGUUAUCUGCCGCCUUGUUUGUUUGUUUUGUUUUUUGAUUUUUAUGUAAUAAACAGUGACUGUACAAAGAAACACACUAGAUGGAUGGAGAACGACUCGUCUUAGUCCAUUUUACUAUUUCAAUAAACUGCAUAUUUAAACAUGCCAUAGCAUCACAUCAUACAGGGUGGUCCAGAUUGUCUGGAUGACUUUGAUUUAUGUGGGGACGAUUCCAGUUUGACGUGAUGACGAUUCUUCAUGUCGUCGGUUCACACACUUCUCGAUGGUCCAGGAUUUUUCAGGCGAUUUUCUACGUGAUAAACUUAAUAAGCUGUAGCGAAAUGAAAACUGCAUAAUUAGAUCUGGAGCAACCUAUAGUUCCAUUGGCCUAAGUAAGUAAGACAAUCCUGGGUUUGAGGUGUAGAAAUAAUUUUAAACGUAUACUUUGAUUUCAUGUCCCCCCCCAUUCUUUGCUCGGGAAACUCUGCAACCUCAAUGGACACUUGAAAUGUGUGUGAGUUUGAAUUGACUCAAAAUUACGAAACAUCAGUAGUGUUCUGUUCUAAUUCGGGCGUCCUCCAGUUCAGUCCUGUGGGGUUGGGGUGGCAGCAGGUUUUGAUUCCCACCCAGUUUAAUUAGAUUAAUUCUUUGCCGUUCACUCUGCCAGGCAAGGUCGUUCUUAGAUUGUAGAUUUGUUCUUUUGACAGUGCCCCCUGAACAGGGCUAUGAUGUGGAGGAGAGCGAUACUUCUCAGUCCUUCACUUUUUUUUUUUCACUUCCAUCUCAGUUCUAAAUAUUAAUAAAACAUAAAAUGUCUUGAUGAAGACACACAGGCUGAUUUGGCAUCUGCAUCUCAUUGUGAAUUAGCACCUGGUUAAGAGAACAGGACGCCAUUGAAAAGGGAGAGUUCACAACUAGCCGAAGGUAUUGAGAGCGAGGGAACUAAAGUGAAGCACAAAAAACUGGGUUAAUAUUCAAGCACUGUGGCCUUCCAGGACUGAGCUUGAGGACCCCAGGCUAACCCAUGGAUGUUAGCAGAAGCCUGGCCUCUUUUUUAACUGUCACUUGUUUAUUCAGUUUUUAGAAUGAAGCAUAGAAUAAUGAGGUUUACAUGUCUAAAACCUGUUUAAAUAAAAAUGAGUUUUACCUG
Polypterus senegalus (gray bichir) is the source of this 5831-nucleotide messenger RNA. RefSeq names its product CTAGE family, member 5 (gene mia2). Bases 143 to 3994 code for a protein of 1283 amino acids. Gene Ontology annotation, biological process: vesicle cargo loading; protein secretion; endoplasmic reticulum to Golgi vesicle-mediated transport. NCBI's taxonomy places the organism in Eukaryota, Metazoa, Chordata, Cladistia, Polypteriformes, Polypteridae. The transcript is spliced from 29 exons. Gene Ontology annotation, cellular component: endoplasmic reticulum membrane; endoplasmic reticulum exit site. The record is from RefSeq and is a predicted model, not a curated record. Gene Ontology annotation, molecular function: protein binding.